This is a messenger RNA of Glarea lozoyensis ATCC 20868, 1209 nucleotides long. Its product is annotated as NAD(P)-binding Rossmann-fold containing protein. The record is from RefSeq and is a predicted model, not a curated record. The coding region runs from base 1 to 1209 and encodes 402 amino acids. NCBI's taxonomy places the organism in Eukaryota, Fungi, Ascomycota, Leotiomycetes, Helotiales, Helotiaceae. The transcript has 2 exons.
AUGCCCCUACCAAACUCCACAGAAAAUGCAAUAAACCUUGCUGCCGUUCUAUCGGCGCUGAAAACGCUCGCUUACCAAAACUAUCAAGUACCUGCAGUUCACGAUGAAGAGUUAUAUAAGAGUAUCAACAAGUACUCAGGUAUCAAAUACUGUUCUCUACCCAUUGAAGUCGCAACUCGUCUGGUCCAUACUCCACGUUUUGUUUUGUCUUUUGUCGAGACUCGGAGCGCCAUCAAGCCAGAAAAGAAGCUCAAACGAACAAUGGCUUUCACACACACUGUCAUUGUCACAGGUGGCACCGUUGGUCUGGGAUACUAUGCUGCACUCAAUAUUGCAAAAGCAUACCCACAAUACCUAGUUGUCCUUUCAUCGCGGACGGAUCGCGAAUCUGCAGCGCAAAAGAUCAAUUCAACACUUGGCCAAGACAAUGUCACUUUCCUCGCCCUAGACUUAAGUUCAAUCGCAAAGGUCAAGAAAUACGCCAAAGAAUACUCUUCAAAAAAGUUUCCGCCCAUCAUCGCUCUCCUUCUCAAUGCUGGACUCCAAUUUCCGAAUGAGGUCACUUUCACAGCAGACGGGUUUGAGUCAACUUUCCAGGUCAAUCACCUAGGACAUGCAAUUCUAUUGCACCAUCUCAGUCCACACUUUGCCCCAGGAGUUCGAGUUACACUCACAGCCUCUGGGACCCAUGAUCCGGCUCAGAAAAGCGGUAUGCCAGAUGCAAUUUACACUUCUGCAGCAGAUCUCGCGCGUCCAGACCCCAAAACAGUCACAAAGGACGGAAGACAACGCUACUCAACAUCCAAACUACUGAAUGUCAUGUUUGGAUACGCUCUAGUACGUCGCAUACCUUCAGAGCAGAUGACUGUCAAUUCGUUCGACCCCGGACUUAUGCCUGGCACUGGUCUGGCAAGGGAAUACAGUUCUUUCAUGCGAUUCAUUUGGAAUCACGUAUUACCUCACUUGGUUCCCGUGCUGAAGUUGCUCGUUAUGGACGGUAAUAUCCACUUACCAGCGGAAAGUGGCGCAAAUCUGGCUUGGGUGGCCCUAUCGAAAGAGACUGCCGGAAAAAAUGGGGUGUAUUAUUCAGGCAAGAAAGAGAUUCCGUCAAGUAUUGAUAGCCAUAUUGUCGAAAAGCAGGAUGAUUUGUGGGAUUGGACUGUGAAGGAAGUGACUGGUGGGGAAGAAGAGUAUUUGUCGCCGAAGUAA